Molecule: messenger RNA, 3597 nt
Organism: Polistes canadensis
Lineage: Eukaryota; Metazoa; Arthropoda; Insecta; Hymenoptera; Vespidae
Exons: 9
Coding region: 551-3571 (1006 amino acids)
Source: RefSeq, a predicted model, not a curated record
AUGCAAAGUUUGCACAAUAAAAAAAGAUGCAUGAAAUUUUUAGCAAUGGCAUCUUUAAUAAGAAAAAUGUUAAUAUUAAAAUUAAUAUAAAGAAAUCAUUGAUCGAUAUGUACUUGUACAGAAAUUAUAACCACUUGAAUGGAAAUUACUUAUUUUAUUUGAAAAAUUAUCUGCACACGGAUGCAGUUGCUGCGCUUGAAUUUUCCCGCGUGCUCGUUCAGUAAAGAGGGCGCUGUUGUGUCGUUUGCUUCUGCGUGUUGCUCAGUUAUAGAAAUGCAGUCGCAGUGUUUACAUCGUCUCGUGCUCGGUAGUGUGCAAAUCGUGUAUUUUCGAGGCGCUUCGUAUUUAUACGCGUAGUUUGAAUCCCACGUGUUCUUUGAUCGAUUAUGCACAUAAGGAUAGUACCGAGCAAUUGAUAUUAAUAGGAUAUAAAUGCAUUAAAAAUAAUUUGUGAAAAAUAAACAGGACGCACAAGACAAAAUAAAUGGAACAGAAAUAAAAUUAUAUUAUUUGAAUUGUUUUUAGUAUUAAUAGAUAAUACACAUAAAUAAUGGAUCUUCAAAAUAAUUUAGAUACAUUUACAUGUGCUUUUCGUGAAGCUGUUAGAUCUUGUAAAUCGGAUACUGCUACAUUAGAUAGUACAUUUAGAAAAUUGAUAACCUCUGCUGGAAAGUAUAAGAAAGAAAUACUUAUAUCUUUUUUUGAUAACUUUAAUGAUACACCAUUUAAUUUUGAAAAUAAAAUUGACGAUGUUACUUUGUUGGAAUUCUUUCAACAAAUUGUAGAUGAUAUUUUAUUAGUGAAAAUAUUGACACCUGUUGAUUAUAAGUUGCUUACAAAGAUAACAUAUUUUUAUCCUAUCAUCGUUGAAAAGAAAAUUGAUAAUAUUCUAUAUAAAUUGUAUUUACAAGAACCAACGAUAGAAAGUAAUGAACUGUUCAUUGGUAUUUUGGAUGCCAGCAUUUUAUUAAAACAAGAACAUAAAUUAAUUUCACAACUUUUGACAACGUUGGAAGAAGUCGUUGCUAUUGAAAAUGAAUUAGAAGAAUCUGAUUUAUUGACAAAAUCAUAUUUUCCGCUUGAAUUUAAAAAUAAAUUUACCAAAUCGGUCUCUACGUUCACAAACUCGCAUGUUCUGACAAUAUUCAAAAUUUUGAUAGAUAAUUUAAACAGACAUUGCCUGGAAUCAUUGAAAUGUAAUACAACUGGUAAAAGUACAGUAUUGUUGAAAGUGGUAACAGAAUUAUUAAUUGGAUUUUUAAACAAUGUGUGUAUCAUUGGGAAUACAUCGACUUCAGCUUAUCAACAAGAAUUCAUAAAUGUUUUAAAUGAAUUAGGAAAAUAUCUAUCUGUUUUAAUAAAAAAAGCUUUACAUGUAAAUCAUAAUGCUAAUAUUAUUGCUAUUUUAUUAUCUGUUAUAUUGUCAUGGAGCGAAAUACAAAAUAUGAUAAAAUAUUAUUUACCAAAUAUUCAGAACAAUGAAUUAGUAUUUCCUAUUUCGGAAGAUCACUGGCAACAACUGAUUCAAAGAAUAACUAAUUUCGGUGAAGAGGAAUGCAUAAAUAAUAUGAACAAGCUUAUAAUACACCGCAUUAAAUAUUAUAUCAGAGUUGAUUUUCCCAUCAAAUUAGAUAAUUUAAUAAACGGUUUGAAAUAUUUUUGGAGUUUCAUAUUGAAAUCUAACUCAGAAUUAAUUUUAUUAUUAGAUAAUAAAGAACUUUCUGAAUUAGUUUCAUUACUUGUAACUUAUAUGACGUUCAAUGAAUGUAAUUUUUGUGAAUGGAUGGAAGUAAUAAGGAAUGAUUAUUUGCAAGAAAACAAACGAUUUUUAAUAUAUCUUUUAUGCCAUAUUCUUAUACAAAUGGGAACAAUACCAAAGAAAGGAGUAACUAAAUCUAUUUCGCAGCAUAUAGACACAAAAGUAGUACUGUCUGCGGAAGUUUUUGGAAAAAAGAAAAUAAAAAGGAUUUUAGAAACUGUAAAAGUAGAAAUACUUAAAUCUAAAUGGGAACAAAUGAAAAAUACAGAAAUUGCUAAAAUUAAAUUAUAUUUAGAUAUUAUAGUUCAUAUGCCAAUAGCAUUUUUUAAAUCUAAUGUUAGAGCUUUAUUACUUAUGAUUAUAUUUACUGUCAACAAAGAAUGCACGAAAAGCGAAGAUAUAACAAUUUUAUGCAACAAAAUAUUUCUUAAACUUUUUCAAACAACUGGUCUUGAUAUUUUACAAUAUAUAGAUCCCGUAUCAGUAAUACAUCAACUAUCUCAAUUUAAAGCUUUUUCAAAAGCUUUAGAACAAUCAUUACGAAAUAUUAAAUCUUAUGAGAUUUUAAAAACAUUAAUAAAUUCAUCUUCUAUUAAUAAGGAAACUAUGUAUAUUCUUUUACAAUGCAUAGAAAAUGUAAGACAGAAAUUAGAUGCCGAUCAGAAAUCUAUUUUUAAAAAAGCAGAACAAAAAUUAUCUAAGAAAUUAUUUAACACAUUACCAACAAAUAUUGAACUUCCUUACGAUGUAAAGUGUUUGACAUUGAUAUUAAAAAUGAAUGCCUUAAAUAAGGAAACCGAGAAUACUUUAAACGAAUGUAUAGAGUCUACAUUACAUAAAAUAUUUAUGUCUAAGCAAGAACCACAUUCUAAUGAGUUAUUAGAAGCAGGAUUACAAUUAGCUGCCGUAAUUUUUCGAAAUUAUAAAGAAUUUCAAAUUUCUCAAGAAAUUAGAACACAAAUAUGGUCUAUAAUGUUAGAUUAUCCUUGUGAGGAUUUACUUCUACCUUUGAUAGAAUCUACCGAAGUUGGACAAUUCAAAAAAACUCUAUAUUUGAUGCAAGCUCUAAUGAUAGAAGAAUUACCUAAAUCCGAUAGUAACAAGUUAGAAAAUACGUUUAGUGUUUGGAAUGCUGUAUUGAAAUCAGAUAUGUCAGCUCAACGUAAUAAUCUCCGUACAACAACAAUUGAAAACUUGUUUAAAAACAUACAAAUUAUAAACGUAUCAGAACAACAUUGGCCAAGAUUAUUAGAAUCACUUCAGAAUAUAAUCAUUUCUAAACAUUUAUAUAUAUCUGAUAAUAUUAUCGAUCUUAGUAUGAGUAUUGCUUUACAAGCCUUAGAAAAAAGAAAUCUUUCAAUAUGCAACAAUGUUUUAAUAUUAUGUGGAAUUUUAAUUAAAGCUAAAAUGGACAUAAUAGUAGAUAGAUUACCAGUAUUGCUAAGUUUAUUUAGACGUUUAAUUACUAUUAUCAUUCAAUUAUCUAAAAUUGUUGAUAAAGUUCAAGAUCAUUUUUGUCGAUGUCUCUUACUUGAUAUUGAAAAAUUUACAACGUGUUUGGUAAAACAUAAAAAGGACCUAAUGCGUUUAAGUCCAUAUGUCAUAGCUGAUUUGGUCCAAUUACUGUCAGAAGGAGGAUUAAAACCUUUUGUAAAAAUUUCUUUGGAAAAUACAAUAGCUACGUUACUCAGUAUCUGCGAUCAACAUGGUAUUGCCUUAUUAUCACGUACACUUCCAUCGAAUCUACAAGAAAUUUUCAAAACUCAAUUUGAUAACUAUAAUAAAUUUCAUAAAUUUCUUGGAAAGAUAUAAAAUAAUAAAUGAAAUGAAUGUAAAUA